Molecule: messenger RNA, 3462 nt
Organism: Nothoprocta perdicaria
Lineage: Eukaryota; Metazoa; Chordata; Aves; Tinamiformes; Tinamidae
Gene: ARHGAP20
Product: Rho GTPase activating protein 20
Exons: 14
Coding region: 1-2667 (888 amino acids)
Biological process (GO): signal transduction; regulation of Rho protein signal transduction
Molecular function (GO): GTPase activator activity
Source: RefSeq, a predicted model, not a curated record
AUGAAGAGUUUGGCCCAAAGACGCCAGUCUGCACCAUCUUUGAUCUUUGUCAAAGCACUUAACAGGUCUAGAUCCGUCUCAAGGGAAGGCUGUUUCUCCCCCAUCAGCCCAGAGGCUUGUCCCCUCGUGCAGUCCUUCAUGUGCCACAACCGAAUGUUUAUCCUCGAUGGCCACGUGCAGCUGAAGACAGGCCUGCAGACCCAGGAGCGACACCUUUUCCUUUUCACYGACCUCCUGGUUGUUGCCAAGUCCAAGUCACAUUCUCAUUUCAAACUGAAGUGCCAAGCACGUCUCUGUGAGAUGUGGACAGCAUUUUGUACAGAAGAAGUCUGUGAGGGCAGCACAGACCCAGAAAGGUCCUUUGUUUUGGGCUGGCCCACCACAAACUGUGUGGUGAAUUUCAGAUCUGCCGAUCAAAAGGAAACAUGGCUUUCUUUUUUGCAAAGUCGAAUAAGAGAAGAGAAGGAGAAAGACUAUCCUAAAAGUAUUCCCCUGAAGAUAAUUGCAAAGGAUGUUGGAACUUGUGCAUAUUCAAAGACCCUAGCUGUAACCAAUGCUGAUACAGCAAAUGAUGUAAUUCUGAUGGCCCUACAGCAGCUGGGAAUUACUGGCUCUGAAAAAGAUUACAAGCUCUGGGUGAUUUCCGGAAGAGAAGACGCUCCUUACCCUCUUAUUGGACACGAGUACCCCUUUGGAAUUAAGAUGAGCCACCUCCGCGACGCGAUGCCCCACGGAUCCAAGCCGUGCGCGUGCCCGCGGCAGCUGCAGGGCUCCUUCCUCACGGAGCAGCUGCCCCAGGAGCUGCAGUGCCAGUUCGUGCUGAAGCCGAGCCGCCGGGCCCCGGGCCAGCAGCUGAGCGAYUUAAGCCAAAAGUCGUUUAAAAGGAAAAGAUCUAUCAUAAAUUGGGCUUUUUGGCGUGGCCCAGGCACUCACUUGGACAACGCACCUCUCUCCUCAACAUCUGCUGCUCCUGGGAAGCUCUUUGGCCUCUUGCUAACAGCCAUCUGUGAGGAUGACAACCUGCCCAAACCUCUCUUGGACAUGCUUUCCCUGCUUUACCAAGAGGGCCCUUCCACUGAGGGUAUCUUCAGGCGCUCAGGAAGUGCAAAAACCUGCAAGGAACUCAAGGAGAAGCUUGAUUCAGGAGCUGAAGUGGACUUAGCCUGUGAAUCCAUAUUUGUGACAGCAUCUUUGUUUAAGGAUUUUCUACGCAACAUCCCAGGCAGCAUUUUGUCAUCCCAACUCUGUGAUAAGUGGAUCUCCGUGAUGGAUCAAGGGAAUAAUGAAGAGAAAAUAAAAAACAUCCAAAGGUUAAUAGAGCAGCUCCCCAGAGCUAAUGUGGUUCUGUUACGUUACAUCUUUGGAGUACUGCACGGGAUAGAGAUGCGAUCUGAAGAGAACCAGAUGAACGCGUUUAAUCUGGCUAUCUGCAUUGCACCUAGCCUGCUCUGGCCUCCUGUUUCCUCCACUCCUGAUUCAGAAAGUGAAUUCACAAAAAAGGUUUCUAGUCUGGUGCAGUUCCUCACUGAGAAUUGCUGCAGGAUAUUUGGAGAGGAAAUUACCUCCCUCUUUGGAGAAAUACUUAUGACAUGCAAGAACAGAGAGAAUGGCUCAGAUGUUGCUUCCCUCCAUCUGAAUGACUCUUCCUAUGACAGUCUGGAAAAUGAGCCRAAUGAUGAAGCCGACUCCUCAUCUAGCGACUGGAUUAAGAACAGAGAUCAGGACAACAGGAGCAGGGAGUCUGUCUUUACUCUGAGUGAUGGUGAUUCAGAGCAAACAGAGGUGGAUGAAAUCCGGAACAAAACCAAAUCAAAACAGUUGACCGUUUCUGUUGACGUACACCAUAAGUUUUCAUCACAAGAAAACUCGGAGAAGGAAUCUCUGUGCUCCAGCGCAUUGGGCUUCUCUUCAGCAACUACCUCAGGUGCUCUUAAAACCCCGAGGAGACACAGGCGCUCCUCAGAGCCCACAAUUGGCCUUCUGGCCCCUGGUUUCACCCGCCUCAGUGAAACCUGCGAUAAGGCGGCGCGCAAAGCCAGUUGUGACGUUUUCCUGUCUCACGAAGAUGAAGACUAUCUCCACCAGCUUCGUUCAUUACAGAUGGAAGGGCAAAAGCUUAUCAAUCAAAGCUUGAUUAUAGGGAUUAAUGUGGGCAAAAGUGACAACMUGAGGCAAAACAUAGAAAAGAAGGACCUGUCCCAUUGCCUCCUGCCUCCAAACCCAGAGGGGUUAAAUAUUUGCUCAGGAUUUAGCUCUUCUAGCUUAUCUUCUCCUGGGACAUCUCCAUCUUUGUCAUCAAUGAGCUCCCUGGACAGUGCUUUCUCUCAGUUUUCAGACCAAUCUGUAUUUACCCCAACUGAAACCUCCUCCCCUUUGGAUAGCACUUUCCAGUUGCUAAAGAAACACGAAGACGCUGCUACUGAAGCAGGUGAUGACUAUUUGGUUAAGCCCACUGGGGUGCCAGCACCUCCAAAACCUACCGAWGCUUUGGUUGAGGAGGGCUCGGUGGAGACCAACAGCAGGCCUAUGAAACCUACGGAAGCAGCGGAUGGCUAUUUGGUUACGUCUGACAUUGAGCCCUUACCUCUGAGAGUCACGGGAAGAGACAGACUAGAUCCAAGAUCAAAGAGGAGGUUGAGAAGAGCACUGCAGCAAUCCAAAGUCUGAAGAGAUCGACCAAAGCUUUUUCAGAAGGAACCUUACGCUUAAAAUAAACACCAUGAAAAAUGCCUUUGGUGUUAAUGUGUGUUCAAUUUAAGUUUAAUAUCCAGGCUGUUUAAAUAUAAUUGAGCAGUCCCAGGAUUCAUGGGUUUUCUUUUUAUCUUAGGGAAUUGUUAAAGUAAUUUUCCCAUGUAAAGUUUUGCAAGACUAUUGUAAGAAUAACAAAAACUGUUAAAGAGCCAAGAAACAGAAUGCUCCCUAAAAUCUGAAAAGGUCCCAGGAAAUGCUUAAGAGAAGUAUCCUGUUCCCUGGCCCCGCYGGGGCCGCCGGGUGCUUGCUGGGACUCUCCCCUUGACUACUCGUGUGUUGAGCCUUGCGGAUGUGAGUCCCAGUCUUUGUGGUUUUGACGUAGCGUGCAAAGUCAGCCUAGAUCCCAUAACUGUGGUAUUAUACUACUGGUCUGAAACGGAUAGUUAUUACUUCCCUUGUCCUCCAAGGAGUAAGUGUGUUGUUUUCUGUAUGUUUAUACAGUAUGUUUGAUAGGUGUAGGUAUUUCUUUCACACUGCAAAAGAAAGAAAGAAGGAAAGAAAGAAAGAAAAAGCUCAUAAAUAUGUAAAGUUAAAUGCCGAAGCUUGUAACUAACACCUCCCAACUCUGCGUGUUUCAUUUAUUGUGCUGUUGGCUGUUCUGUUCAUAUUUAAGUUGUGAAUAGUUUCUUAACAUGGCUGUAAAUGGCAUUAUGUAUUAUUCCAAGCAGAACACAUGUAAUUUUAUUAUGCAGCAUUUAAAACAUCAUAUAA